This is a messenger RNA of Naegleria fowleri, 390 nucleotides long. RefSeq lists its product as uncharacterized. NCBI's taxonomy places the organism in Eukaryota, Heterolobosea, Eutetramitea, Acrasida, Naegleriidae. The coding region runs from base 1 to 390 and encodes 129 amino acids. The transcript has a single exon. The record is from RefSeq and is a predicted model, not a curated record.
AUGGCCCAAUUACAAAACUUGAUUCGACAAAAUGAUGAAAUUCUUGCCAAUGAAGAAGGUAAUGGAUACAGCAGCAGCCAUCAGCCUUCUUCUUCUUCUUCUCUAACUCCACCUUCAAAACCAGCAUCGCCAGCAGGUGGAUCCCUAUUAUCGGUCCACGCCGAAGAACAGAAAAUGUCCAAGAUGAAACGUCUUUCGACCAAUUUGGCUGAAUUUUUCUCCAAGAAAAAACCAACCACAUCCACUAGUGGUUCUAACGGUGAUCACCUGCAUGCUUUCAAUGAUUCAGUGUCGGAGUGUCAUUCCACAAUAUCGUCAGAUCCAUUAAAAAAGAAACAAGAAAAGAGGAAGAGCUUGUUUGGAAAGUUAUUGUCAUUGAAUAAACAUUAA